Molecule: messenger RNA, 3262 nt
Organism: Owenia fusiformis
Lineage: Eukaryota; Metazoa; Annelida; Polychaeta; Sabellida; Oweniidae
Source: the annotation of a GenBank genome assembly
AUCCCAAUGGCACACUCAAUCCCAGCGGCACACUCAAUCAAAACAACACUCUGAAUCCUACAAGUACAUUUACUAACCCAGUGAGCACCUCUCCUAUAGGGCUGCCAAAAGAAUCACAACUAUGUCAAAGAAACAAUGAGCCAAUAAGAGCAGGGCUCGAACCUAGUCAUUCAGGCUCUCUUCAGUCUUUAACAAGUGAGGAGGUCACGCAAACGUUAAUGGCUAACCUUGGUGAAUCUAAAACAAUCAACAGUACCCCUACCACGUGUAGUCUCUCAGAACAUAUUGAUAUGAAUAGGGCCAAUUUAGUGUCCCCACACAGCACCGAUCUGAACUUUGACGCAUUUGAACUCCUUGAUCUCCCUGAGUUUGAGAAUCUCAGUGCGGACUUGACUCCACACAGCCUCUCGUCUGUGGCGAAUACUCAAAGUUUACAACAACGCCCUCUGUUGUCAACCCAGGGUUGUGCCAAUUGCUUGAGCCCAUCCUCGCCUUCUAUAAAACCCUCACAGGAACAUCUGUUACAGCAGCAACAGCUACAGCAGCAGAAACAGCUGGAACAGCAACAUCAGCAUAAAGUUCACCCUGUGAUGACACAAUCGUCACAAGGAGGCAAGAUGCAUAAUGUAGCUACAAUUACAGACUUUUCACCAGAUUGGGGGUCUCAACAGGGCUCUACUAAGAUUCUAGUAACAGGACCCUGGUAUUCCACUAACUCUAGCUACUCUCUCAUGUUUGAUGACGUCAGUGUUCCGGCGGAACUCAUACAAAGUGGAGUCCUGCGGUGUUUCUCCCCAGCUCAUGAAGCAGGUCUAGUGACAAUGCAGGUGGCGUGUGAGGGAAUGGUUAUAUCAAACUCAUGUAUAUAUGAGUACAAGGCUACUGAUUCAAUAUCUACCAACCAGCUGGACUGGUUCUCUAUUGGUGAUAAUAAACUGAAAAUGCUCUUACUGGAGAAGGUUGAAGCACUAGAGAAGCGCUUGUCACCCAGGAACCCUGAACAUGUUUUACAGCAUGACAAACUGAUCAGUCAACCUCAUGAUCAUUUCGAGGAAAAGUUGAUGUGUUAUAUCGACUCAUUUAUCCAAUGUACAUGGCAGAAAAACAGCACGGUUCAUAUGACUGCAGAGAAAGGUCUAACUAUUCUACAUAUGGCAUCUGCGCUAGGCUACACAGGUCUCAUGCAUACUCUUCGAAAAUGGAGGACAGAGAACUCAAACCUUGUGCUGGAAUAUGAGAUGGAUACAUUAGGCCUAGACAACAAUUCAUGCACACCUCUGAUGUGGGCCUGUGCUUUAGGGAAAUCAGAGUCUGCAUUGGUGCUGUAUAAUUGGGACAGAAGUGCCCUGAGUGUGUGUAACAAGGAUGGUAUAGUUCCCCUUACAGCCGCUAGAGACCACCAUCAUUUCAACUUGGCGGACCAGAUAGACCGCCUUGAAAUGUGGUGUAGGAAUACUGAAGACAGUGCCAAAAUGGAAUCUAAUGUGAAAUCUUUGAAUUUGAACCAACUAAGUACACCACCUGAACAGAGUAAACCGUCAGCCACAUUCACACCGAUGAGUGCUGCUGUGAAUCCAGAUACAUUUAAUAUGGACUUGAAAAAAGAUACCCCACGAGCAAAUUGGUCCUCGGACCUAAGGAUUAUUAUUCCCAAAUCAGAUAAAAACAAUCACAUGUUAUCCAAUUCCAGUCAGUCAAUUUCCAAAACCCCACGAAUACCUCGGACAUCUACACCAGAAAGCUCAAGGAAGCUCUGUAAAAGGACCUCGGUUGAGUUUCUCCAGGGGGCAGUUUCUCACAACACAAAGCCAUCUCAUAAAUCCACAAAUCCUGCUCACUCCCUACGUUCAGUUAACUCGGCCCCUGAUGUUAAUCUCGAUGCAUUUAAGGAGCAUAUGUAUAAACAGGGAAACCCUAUGAUCUCGAAUAUGGCCACCGCCAGUCAACAAGAUCUGAAUACAUUUCUGAUGUACCUACCUCAACAUAGUGGUAAACAUAACCACAGUUCCCCACAAUAUAUGGAUACUGGUAAUAAAGAGAUGACCAGUCCCCUGAUUGAUGUUGAAAGGUUAUCUUCCGAUGAAGAGGAAAAUCUCCAGUCAUCAGCAUCACAAGGUGAUGCAAGUACCAACCAGAUCGAAACUUUAGCGAAACAGAUUAUCGCAGCUAUGCCCGAGCGCAUCAAACUUUCACCAAAUGCUUCUGAUACAGCUGAGGAAGAAAUGCAGGUUGACCAACCAACCAUUCGCAAUGAAUACAGAGAAAGAAGCAGCUCCCAUAGUUCCUUUGGGUCAAUAAGCUCUGAGAUGACAAAUCCAUAUGCAGAGGAUUCUGGGAUCUGUACUCCUUUGGGGGAAUGCACCCAGUACAGUUUCGAGGACAAUUACAGGUAUCCUAAUCUGGACACACCUGCCUCCAGUCUGAGCCCAGAGUCCUCCAGCAUGCAGAGUCCAUAUCAUUGGUCCAUUGAUUCACCCCCUCCCACUGCCCAGGAGUUUCUUGAAUAUUUCAAUGCCCCCACAUUUUACAUGGAGAAGGACUUUUCACAGCUCACUCUGUCAGACCAGGAACAAAGAAAGCUAUAUGAAGCAGCUAAGAUAAUCCAAAACUUUUUUCGUCAAUUUCGAGUGGAGAAACGUAGAGAACAGCAGAGGAAAGAGAUCGAUGCUGCUAUCCUUAUACAGAGCUAUUACAGGAGAUAUAAACAGUACUGCUACUAUAAGAAGAUGACCCAGGCUGCAGUGUUGAUUCAGAGUCAGUUCAGGAGCUACUAUGCCCAGAAGAGGUUUAAGCGCAGCAGGGAUGCAGCAAUGGUCAUACAGAACCAAUACAGGACAUAUAAGGAACAUGAACGAUUCAAGAAAAGUCGAAGUGCAGCUGUACUUAUUCAACAAAGAUUCAGGAGUCACUAUCAGCGUAAGAGAAAAGCUCAUCAGAUGGCGAGACAAGGCACACACAGCACAUCGGGGAACGAAAAAGAUUCAGCUUUAGGCGAAACAACUUCUACGUCUGAGCAGCCACAGUAACUUGAUAGAGUCAGUCCAAGUGAAAUCGAAUGGGGGACAUGAACUGAGGAAUCAUGAUCUCACUUAAUUUUGCUGUCUCAAUUUGGAAUGGUGAAAUAUGUGAUAGCAGUUGACAUUACCGCAUUUUUGAGGUAGAAUAUGUAAAUUGUUAACAUCUCAAUAGAAGAUACUCAAUGUAGAAGAUAUUGCAAUUUAGGAUACCUUAUACCCAAGCCCAUAUCCAGCUUUUGUCAAGG